UUUAAAUCCAGAACCAUGUCUAACUGUUUAUUUUAAAGGUAUUGCAAGAUGAGGGUUCUACUGGUGCUAAGUGUACUCCUGGUUGCUGGAGUAGUUUACGGAGAUCGUGGUGGUUCAUGUCCUGAUGCCCUAGCUCCAACCUGCAAGUGUCCUGAUGGUACUAUAGUUCCACCCAGGAGUAAACGAGAUGCGCAUAAGAAACCUUGUCCUUCAGGUCGUCCUUCUUGCCUCUGCACUGACGGAUCUGCUCCUGUCAAGGAGGAAAGAGAAGAGGGUCGACAUCAUUCUCCUUGUGCAGAUAAAGCUGAACCAGUUUGCGCAGACCCUGAGGAUAGGAGUACAUGUAUCUGUGAGGAUGGAACCAUUAUUCCUCCGAGAACCGAAGGAGGAGGAAAGAAAGAUAAAAAGAGAGAUAAUUAAAGAAUAUAAAUACAAGCGCAUCUUACAGUUAAAAAAUCAUUCUUUUUUCAAACUUUGAAAUAAACCAAAAUUCGUACUUGUAGAAAUGAUAAUAUUCGUAAUUAAUGUUAUUUAUCACUGAAAAUAUAAAAAAAUUCAGAACUUU
This is a messenger RNA of Eurytemora carolleeae, 565 nucleotides long. RefSeq lists its product as uncharacterized. The transcript is spliced from 2 exons. The record is from RefSeq and is a predicted model, not a curated record. The coding region runs from base 49 to 420 and encodes 123 amino acids. NCBI's taxonomy places the organism in Eukaryota, Metazoa, Arthropoda, Copepoda, Calanoida, Temoridae.